Messenger RNA from Dipodomys spectabilis (banner-tailed kangaroo rat), 1436 nucleotides. It is a transcript of the gene Dimt1, whose product is annotated as DIM1 rRNA methyltransferase and ribosome maturation factor. Lineage: Eukaryota; Metazoa; Chordata; Mammalia; Rodentia; Heteromyidae. The record is from RefSeq and is a predicted model, not a curated record. Gene Ontology annotation, cellular component: mitochondrial matrix. Gene Ontology annotation, molecular function: rRNA (adenine-N6,N6-)-dimethyltransferase activity. The transcript is spliced from 12 exons. Bases 113 to 1054 code for a protein of 313 amino acids. Gene Ontology annotation, biological process: rRNA methylation.
UGGGCGGCGUUGGCCUUGCGGGGUUCUAGUUUCCACGUGGUGCGGUGAGGGCGGCUAGGCCCACCUCGGUGCCCUUAGACACCCUGGCCCUCGGGGCCCGCUUCCCGCCGAGAUGCCGAAGGUGAAGUCGGGUGCGAGCGGCCGUCGUCGUGCACGGCAGGAGCAGCGCGGAGAGCUGAAGCGGGCCGGAGGACUCCUGUUCAACACGGGGAUUGGACAGCACAUUUUGAAAAAUCCUCUGAUUGUUAACAGCAUUAUCGAUAAGGCUGCUCUAAGACCAACAGACGUGGUGCUGGAAGUUGGGCCUGGAACUGGCAACAUGACCGUAAAGUUAUUAGAAAAGGCAAAAAAGGUAGUUGCCUGUGAACUUGACCCAAGACUAGUAGCUGAACUUCACAAAAGAGUUCAGGGCACACCUUUGGCUAGCAAACUUCAAGUGCUGGUGGGUGAUGUGCUGAAAUCUGAUUUGCCAUUCUUUGAUGCAUGUGUUGCAAAUUUGCCUUAUCAGAUUUCUUCUCCUUUUGUCUUCAAGUUGUUGCUGCACCGACCAUUCUUCAGAUGUGCCAUACUUAUGUUUCAAAGAGAAUUUGCUCUCAGACUGGUUGCUAAACCUGGAGAUAAGUUAUACUGCAGACUCUCAAUUAAUACACAGCUGUUAGCCCGUGUAGACCAUUUAAUGAAAGUUGGGAAGAAUAACUUCAGACCACCACCUAAGGUGGAAUCCAGUGUUGUGAGGAUAGAACCUAAGAAUCCACCACCACCCAUCAAUUUUCAGGAAUGGGAUGGCCUAGUAAGGAUCACCUUCGUUAGGAAAAACAAGACACUGUCUGCUGCAUUUAAAUCCAGUGCAGUCCAACAGCUAUUGGAAAAAAACUACAGAAUUCACUGUUCACUCCAUAAUAUUAUAAUACCGGAAGAUUUCAGCAUAGCAGAUAAAAUACAGCAAAUCCUAACCAGCACAGGUUUUAGUGACAAACGGGCCCGUUCCAUGGAUAUAGAUGACUUUAUCAAAUUGCUACAUGGAUUCAAUUCAGAAGGUAUCCACUUUUCAUAGCUACUUGGAAAACUUCUUGAUGAAACUACUAAGUACUCCACUGCACUGGGCUUAAGUGCUUUUCAUUUAAAAUCACUGUUGUAUCACUGAUUAUUCUGCAUAUUUUAAGGCAGUCAGCUGUAUCAAGUUCUUUUGGUUUUGAGUAUACUGCACAUAUCCCAAGCUCAAGAGCCGCAGAUACGCACAAUCAAUGUUUCAUACAGUUCAUCAUAUAAAGAUAUUACCUUCUAUUUACUGUUUAUAUACUAUGAGUCCCUCUUAUAUACUUUGAGUCCCUCUUUAGGCCUUCCACUCAUUCCCUUACAUUAAAAUAGGUUCAAAUAACCAUAUAUUCCUGUAUCAUUUCUUACAUGUACAAUAAAAAUUUUUAAUGUUUUUUGUU